AUGCAUAGAACAUAUUCAUUGAGAAAUACCAGAGCUCCAACUGCUUCGGAUCUACAAAAUCCUCCUCCACCACCAGCUUCUACCAGAGGCAAAUUCUUUGGGAAAGGGGGGAUUGCUUACUCGUUCAGGAAGAAUGCUGCUGGGUCCUGGGGUCCAGAGCUUUCGAGAAAGCUUUCGCAGUUGGUAAAGAUUGAGAAGAACGUAUUGCGGUCUAUGGAGAUCGCUUCCAACGAGAGGCGUGAUGCUGCCAAGCAAUUAUCUAUCUGGGGGUUGGAGAACGAUGAUGACGUUUCUGACAUUACGGACAAAUUGGGAGUGUUGAUUUACGAGAUCAGCGAGCUGGACGAUCAAUUUAUCGACCGUUACGAUCAGUACCGUUUGACUUUGAAGUCGAUUAGGGAUAUCGAAGGGUCCGUUCAGCCUUCCAGAGACCGGAAGGACAAGAUCACCGACAAGAUCGCGUACUUGAAGUACAAGGAUCCACAAUCGGCCAAGAUCGAGGUGUUGGAGCAGGAAUUGGUUCGUGCCGAAGCUGAGUCGCUUGUUGCGGAAGCACAACUCUCUAACAUCACAAGAUCGAAGCUGAGAGCAGCCUUCAACUACCAGUUCGACUCUAUCAUCGAACAUUCUGAGAAGAUUGCAUUAAUUGCCGGCUAUGGUAAGGCCUUGCUCGAGCUUUUGGACGACUCUCCUGUGACGCCAGGUGAAACCAGACCUGCCUACGAUGGCUACGAGGCUUCCAAGCAGAUCAUCAUCGACGCGGAGACCGCCCUAAACGAAUGGACCCUAGACUCCGCUCAGGUCAAGCCAACCUUGAGCUUCAAGCCAGAGGAGUAUGAAAACUACGAGGACCAGGUCGAAGAAGAGGAGGAAGUCGAGGGUGGUCAGGAAGGCGCCGAGGAGGAGGGCAGAUGGGCCCAGCACGAAGAAGCCGUUCAAGAGGUCACCAGUGAGCAGGAACGUCACAACCAUGAAAAGCAUGUCCACGAGGCUCACGGUGAGACUGCUACCACGACGGUGGCCUGA
Molecule: messenger RNA, 1026 nt
Organism: Torulaspora globosa
Lineage: Eukaryota; Fungi; Ascomycota; Saccharomycetes; Saccharomycetales; Saccharomycetaceae
Gene: PIL1
Product: lipid-binding protein PIL1
Exons: 1
Coding region: 1-1026 (341 amino acids)
Biological process (GO): eisosome assembly; endocytosis; negative regulation of protein kinase activity
Cellular component (GO): eisosome filament; plasma membrane
Molecular function (GO): lipid binding
Source: RefSeq, a predicted model, not a curated record